Molecule: messenger RNA, 7755 nt
Organism: Harpia harpyja (harpy eagle)
Lineage: Eukaryota; Metazoa; Chordata; Aves; Accipitriformes; Accipitridae
Product: sodium channel protein type 2 subunit alpha-like
Biological process (GO): membrane depolarization during action potential; neuronal action potential; sodium ion transmembrane transport
Cellular component (GO): axon; plasma membrane; voltage-gated sodium channel complex
Molecular function (GO): voltage-gated sodium channel activity; protein binding
Source: RefSeq, a predicted model, not a curated record
UUAACCCUCUGAUUAAAUUCAGAGGAAGAGAUGCACAGCACGUAUACCUAGAUUACAGAGUUAGUGGUAUAACCAUCGUUAUUGUGAAACAUCUUUGCGUUAUUUAUGACAUUGCUAGUGAUAGUAAACUGAUUUGUAUCAUAUAUGUUGUCAGUAUUCUAUAGCCUGGUCAAUUCUUCAUGUUUUGUGUGAUGCAAAUUCAGCAUUAAAAAAGAAUAUGUUCCUUAACUACAGUCAACAUUGUUCAGCAUGCUCAUUAUGCUCACUAUUUUGACAAACUGUGUAUUUAUGACAUGGAAUAAACUUCCAGACUGGACAAAGAAUGUAGAGUACACUUUCACUGGAAUUUAUACUUUUGAAUUUCUGGUAAAAAUCCUUGCAAGAGGCUUCUGUAUAAAUGAUUUUACUUGCCUUCGUGACCCCUGGAACUGGCUUGAUUUUGUUGUCAUUUCCUUUGCGUAUGUAACAGAAUUUGUAAACCUAGGCAAUGUUUCAGCUCUUCGAACUUUCAGAGUAUUGAGAGCUUUGAAAACUAUUUCUGUAAUCCCAGGCUUGAAGACUAUUGUUGGAGCCUUAAUUCAGUCUGUGAAGAAGCUCUCAGAUGUCAUGAUUUUGACUGUGUUUUGCCUGAGUGUGUUUGCACUAAUAGGACUGCAGCUGUUCAUGGGCAAUUUGAAGAAUAAAUGCUUGUUAUGGCCAUCAAAAAAUUCAACGUCUUUUGAAAAAUACCUAGCUCCGUACUUUAAUGGUACAGUGUUUGAUUGGACGGCAUACAUUGAGAAUGAAAAUCAUUUCUAUCGCAUAGAAGGACAAAAGGAUUAUCUGCUUUGUGGCAAUAGCUCAGAUGCAGGUAAAUGUCCAGAAGAGUUUAUCUGUGUGAAAGCUGGUAGAAACCCCAACUAUGGAUAUACUAGCUUUGACACAUUCAGCUGGGCUUUCUUGUCACUGUUUCGACUGAUGACACAGGACUACUGGGAAAAUCUUUAUCAGCUGACGCUACGAGCUGUUGGCAAAACAUACAUGAUAUUUUUUGUUCUGGUCAUUUUUCUGGGCUCCUUCUAUUUGAUUAACUUGAUUUUGGCUGUCGUUGCCAUGGCCUAUGAAGAACAAAAUCAAGCAACUAUGGUUGAAGCAGAACAGAGGGAGGCAGACUUGCAGCACAUGCUUGAACAGCUGAGGAAGCAGCAAGAAGAAGCUCAGGCAAUAGCAGCAGCUGCAGCGGAGAUGACCGAGUACAGCGGUGAAAGUGGGAUUGAUGGACCCUCAGAUAGUUCUUCAGAUGCAUCCAAGCUUAGCUCAAAAAGUGCCAAAGAAAGGAGAAAUAGAAGGAAGAAAAGAAGGCAGAGGGAGCUCUCUGGAGAAGAGGAUGACAUGAAGGAUGAAAAGCUUCCAAAAUCUGAAUCAGAUGGCAGCAUCAGAAGGAAAGGUUUCCGUUUUUCUUUUGAUGGGAACAGACUUGCUUAUGGGAAGCCGUUCACAUCACCCCACCAGUCUUUACUGAGCGUUCGUGGCUCCCUGUUUUCUCCCAGACGUAGCAGCAGAACAAGUCUUUUCAGUUUUAGAGAAUAUGGAAGAGAGAUAGGAUCUGAAAAUGACUUUGCUGAUGAUGAGCACAGCACGUUUGAGGAUAAUGGGAGCAGAAGAGGUUCUCUCUUUUUGCCACGCAGACAUGGUGAACGCCGCAGUAGUAACAUUAGUCAGGCUAGUAGAUCAUCAAGAAAGCUGACAGUGUUUCCAGUGAAUGGGAAGAUGCACAGCACUGUGGAUUGCAAUGGGGUGGUUUCCUUAGUGGAUGGACCGCCACGUCUGUUGUCGCCUACUGGACAGCUUCUGCCAGAGGUGAUAAUAGAUAAACCAACAACCGAUGACUAUAGCACUACUACAGAAAUAGAAAUAAAAAAGAGGCGUGCAAGUUCAUAUCAAAUACCCGUGGAGUUGCUGGAGGAUCCCAGUUUAAGGGAAAGAGCCAUGAGUAUAGCUGGCAUUAUCACAAAUACAAUGGAAGAACUUGAAGAAUCCAGACAAAAAUGUCCACCUUGCUGGUAUAAGUUUGCCCACACUUUCUUAAUUUGGAAUUGUUGGGAGCCCUGGUUGAAAGUAAAGAAUGUAGUUGAAUCUAUUGUAAUGGAUCCACUUGUUGAUCUAGCUAUCACUGUUUGCAUAAUUUUAAACACACUGUUUAUGGCCAUGGAACAUUAUCCAAUGACUGACGAAUUCAGUAAUGUACUUAAAAUAGGAAAUCAGGUUUUUACUGGAAUUUUUGCAGCAGAAAUGGUUCUCAAGAUAAUUGCCAUGCAUCCUUUUUAUUAUUUCCAAGUUGGCUGGAAUAUUUUCGAUAGUUUUAUAGUUACCCUUAGUUUGGUGGAGCUUUUUCUGUCAAAUGUGGAUGGAUUAUCCGUUCUCCGAUCAUUCAGAUUGUUGCGAGUUUUCAAAUUGGCAAAAUCUUGGCCAACUCUAAAUAUGCUGAUAAAAAUUAUUGGUAACUCAGUGGGGGCUCUGGGGAAUUUGACGCUGGUGCUGGCCAUCAUCGUGUUCAUUUUCGCUGUGGUUGGAAUGCAGCUGUUUGGGAAAAGCUACAAGGAAUGUGUCUGCAAGAUCUCUGAGAACUGUGAACUUCCACGCUGGCAUAUGCAUGACUUUUUCCACUCUUUCUUGAUUGUAUUCCGAGUGCUGUGUGGAGAAUGGAUAGAAACGAUGUGGGACUGCAUGGAGGUUGCAGGCCAACCCAUGUGCCUUACUGUCUUCAUGAUGGUCAUGGUGAUUGGAAACCUAGUGGUAUUGAACCUUUUUCUGGCCUUGCUGCUGAGUUCAUUUAGUUCAGACAGCCUUUCUCCUACAGAGGAUGAUAAUGAAAUGAACAACUUACAGAUUGCUGUUGCAAGAAUUCAGAACGGAAUAGAUUACGUGAAGAAAAAAGCAGGUGAAUGUGUCCAAAAGUCUUGUUGCAGGAAACAAGCUGUUGUAAGUCAAAGAACAGCAACAGAUCAGUUGAAUGAUGAGAGAGACCAUUGCAUUUCCAACUGUACCAUCGCUGACAUAAGGAUAGAUACGAAUUAUCACAAAAAUGAGAAUGGAAUGGCCACUGUUAUAGGUGGCAGUGAUUAUACAUCAUUCAUAAACAACCCAAGCCUUACUGUUACAGUACCAAUAGCUGUUGGAGAAUCUGAUUUUGAACAUCUAAAUACAGAAGAGUUUAGCAGUGACUCAGAUUUGGAGGAAAGCAAGGAGAAGCUAAAUUUUUCCAGCUCAUCUGAAGGAAGUACAGUUAAUUUAGCUCUCUUUGGAGAAGAAAAAGCUGAAACUGAACCAGAAAAAGCAUCAGAGCUACAGGCAUGCUUUACAGAAGGCUGUAUACAGAAGUUUAAAUGCUGUAAAGGCAGUAUGGAAAGCACAAAAGGAAGAAUCUGGUGGAACCUUCGAAAAACCUGCUACAAGAUAGUAGAACACAACUGGUUUGAAACAUUCAUUGUCUUCAUGAUUCUUCUCAGCAGUGGUGCUCUGGCUUUUGAAGAUAUAUAUAUUGAACAGCGCAAGACUAUAAAAAUCAUACUGGAAUAUGCUGAUAAAAUCUUCACUUAUAUCUUUAUUCUGGAAAUGGUGCUAAAAUGGGUGGCCUACGGUUUUCAAACUUAUUUCACUAAUGCUUGGUGCUGGCUGGACUUCCUGAUUGUUGAUGUCUCCUUGGUUAGCUUAGUAGCUAAUGCCCUUGGUUUCUCAGAACUCAGUGCAAUUAAAUCCCUCCGAACAUUAAGAGCUUUGAGACCACUAAGAGCUUUGUCACGCUUUGAAGGCAUGAGGGUGGUUGUGAAUGCUCUUACUGGAGCAAUCCCAUCCAUUAUGAAUGUACUUCUGGUUUGUCUUACAUUCUGGCUAAUUUUCAGCAUCAUGGGAGUAAACUUGUUUGCUGGCAAGUUCUAUCACUGUGUUAAUACCACAACUGGUGAGAAAUUCUCACCAGAGGAAGUCAGUAAUGCAACUGUGUGUAAAAAUCUUAUGAUGACUUCUGUGGAUGUUCAGUGGAAAAAUGUGAAAGUAAACUUUGAUAAUGUUGGAGCUGGUUAUCUUUCUCUGCUUCAAGUAGCAACGUUUAAAGGAUGGAUGAACAUCAUGUAUGCUGCGGUUGAUUCUAGAGAAACAGAGAAACAGCCCAAGUAUGAGGACAACCUGUACAUGUAUAUUUACUUUGUUGCCUUUAUCAUCUUUGGAUCGUUUUUCACCCUAAACUUAUUCAUUGGUGUCAUCAUAGAUAACUUCAACCAACAAAAAAAGAAGCUUGGAGGUCAAGACAUUUUCAUGACAGAAGAACAAAAGAAAUAUUACAAUGCAAUGAAGAAGCUGGGAUCCAAGAAACCACAAAAACCUAUACCUAGACCAGCGAACAAAUUGCAAGGUCUGGUAUUUGAUAUUGUAACAAAGCAAGCAUUUGACAUCACCAUUAUGGUUCUCAUCUGUCUUAACAUGGUCACCAUGAUGAUAGAAACAGAUGGCCAGGGUGAACUGAUGCAAAAUAUUUUAUACUGGAUUAACUUGGUCUUUGUUGUUCUUUUCACUGGAGAAUGUGUCCUCAAACUGUUCUCACUCCGUUAUUAUUACUUCACCGUUGGCUGGAAUAUUUUUGAUUUUGUGGUUGUUAUUCUUUCAAUAGUAGGUAUGUUUCUAGCUAAGGUGAUUGAAAAGUACUUUGUGUCCCCCACUUUGUUCAGAGUUGUACGACUUGCCAGAAUCGGUCGAAUCCUGCGUCUCAUUAAAGGCGCUAAGGGAAUCCGCACUCUGCUUUUUGCUUUGAUGAUGUCUCUUCCUGCUUUGUUCAACAUUGGUCUGCUGCUGUUCCUGGUCAUGUUUAUCUAUGCGAUAUUUGGCAUGUCCAACUUUGCCUAUGUUAAGCAGGAAGCUGGUAUAGAUGACAUGUUCAACUUUGAAACGUUUGGCAACAGCAUGAUCUGCCUAUUUCAAAUUACCACAUCUGCUGGCUGGGAUGGUUUGCUAGACCCAAUUCUUAACAGUGGGGAGCCAGACUGUGAUCCCCAUAAAGAUCAUCCGGGGAGCUCCGUUAAAGGCGACUGCGGCAAUCCUUCCGUUGGGAUUUUCUUCUUUGUCAGCUACAUUAUCAUAUCGUUUCUGGUAGUGGUGAACAUGUACAUUGCUGUGAUUUUGGAGAACUUUGGUGUUGCUACUGAAGAAAGUGCUGAACCCUUGAGUGAGGAUGACUUUGAGAUGUUCUAUGAAGUCUGGGAAAAGUAUGAUCCAGAUGCAACACAAUUCAUAGAAUAUAGCAAAUUGUCUGAUUUUGCAGCUUCUCUGGAUCCUCCUCUUAAUAUACCAAAACCAAACACAAUUCAACUUAUUGCAAUGGAUCUGCCCAUGGUAAGCGGUGACAGAAUUCACUGCCUUGACAUCUUGUUUGCUUUCACAAAGCGUGUUUUGGGGGAAAGUGACGAGAUGGAUGCCCUCAGAAUACAAAUGGAAGAACGUUUUAUGGCAGCCAAUCCUUCAAAAGUCUCCUAUGAACCAAUUACAACUACGUUAAAACGAAAACAGGAGGAAGUGUCCGCUACGAUCAUUCAGCGUGCUUAUAGACGUUAUCUUUUAAGACAGUCAGUAAAGAAACUUUCGUUUAUGUACCGGAAAGAUGGGGUUGAUCUGCUUAUCAAAAAAGAUAUGAUUAUUGGUAAGCUAAGUGAAAACUCACCUCCAGAGAAAAUGGAUAUGUCUGCAUCCACCACAUAUCCACCUUCUUAUGACAGUGUAACAAAACAAGAAAAAGAAAAAUAUGAUGAUGAUAAAUCAGAAGACAAGGGGAAAGACAGAAAAGGAAAUAAAAAGUAAAAGAUAAAGAGGUUGUCCGUGGUGAAUGUUCACAAGCCUGAGAAGAUGACAUUUCUAUCAAUAGCACUCUUAUUGGAAGACUACGCCAAAAUGACAAGUUUUUACAUAUUUACCCACUGCUACAGUCAGUGCCUAUACCAAGAUAAUGACCCUUCACUAGCAAACGCUCAGUCUGUAACAGGGAAGCGACCUUGCAGAAGCAUAGUUUUUAUCAUCAGCUGGCACUAAUGGAGAGGAGACACAAGAUUUCAACUUGGACUGUAGGAACCCUUAACGGAGUGCAAAAUUACCAGUCGUAGUAAGUCUGUAUUUUUGUGGAAUAAGUGUAUGCACUGUGUACAUUUCAUCUCCUACGUAUGUUCUAUGUGUGUCAAUUUUUUUCAUGAUCUCAUUUGCUUUAAUUCACAUACUGCUACAAAUGCCAAAUUGUGCCUACAGGGAAUUACUGAAAUAAAAAAAGUGGUAGUCUUUUUUCUUUUUUUAACUGUAGACCCUGUAAUUUCAUGAGUAGCUUCCAUACUUCAUUAGAAAGUCUGUUUCUAGACUUCUUAUUUCAUAUGAGUAUAUCCCACUUAGGACAAUAAUCAAAGCUACAGGUAUAAAUUGAUAGCAAAAUACCUUUGGGGACAAAUACUACCUUAAUGUAUACCUCAGAUUUAAGUUUCCAUACUGUGGAAGGAUGGGUCAUGCCAGCAACACAAAAUACAUCCAUCAGAGGUGGUUUUGACCCCCCCAUGGUACUUUAGUCAGGUUUCCACUGUAUGUAAUGCAAUCUUCUGUAGAAAACUGAGAUGACUGAAAGGAUGUACUUAAAUCACCUUUAUCCUGCAUUGUGAUUUAGAUUACUUUUUUUAUCAUCAAGGCUGACACUAUAUAUGUAAGUAAAAUAUCCUCUGGUAUUUAAUCAAUUGUUUUACACAGUGAUACCUGUUUGAACAAAGAGACGAUGACCUAAGUACUGUAUUUAUUGCAUCACAUAUGUACCCUAGUAAGUGUAGCUUAUAACAUUUCAACACAUAAUAUGAUAUAUUCUGUAAUACUGCAAAUAAUUGGGAAGCUUUAACUGAUGCAUGCUUGCUGCUAUUAUCCUACAGCUAUUAAAAUCUAAGAUGGGAAGGCAUGUGAGUGGUAAAAAGAAAAAAAACUAUUCGAUGAGACCAUCAUUCCUCAUACCAGUAAGCAAUAGUUUGCUGCCAUUAUAGAUUUUAUUUUGUUUGAGUUUUGUAAUCAGCAAAUAUGCAGUAAAUAACCAGACUACACAGGACAAAUAUAUUGGGGCUAGAAAAAAAACUUUUAUAAUAUAUAUCUAUUGAUCUAUUCUUGUUAUUUUGAAAAUAGUUUUAUUUUAUAACAUUUUAUACUUAUUACAAGAAACUACACAUAUCUUCAUGUUGCUAGUAAUUUUUACUGCUGUCUAUCUGUGACACUUUACUGUUGGGAAACCUAAGAUACAAUGUGAAUUGGUAAUUGCAUAUUUUAAUAAGGAAUAAUUUUAAAAGAAAUGGACAGUACAGUUCUUUUUUGGAUCAGUAGGUAGGUCUUUGUAUGUGAAACAAGAUAGAAGGGUUUCUUUUGAAAUUAUAAUCCUGUCUGUCAAUUUUCAGGGUGAUCUUAGUCAUAGAAACAUUGCUUUUCCCCAGUGUUAGUCUCGCACUGUCUGCUUUUCUGGUUGAUUCAUAUUGCAGUAGAAGCGCUUUAAAUAUAAUUUGUUGUUCAACAUCUUUCUUCAUCAGAAUGAAUAGUGAACUUGUGCAAUGGACAGUGGAAUACCUUGCAUUUCUUACACAAGAACUAGAAUAUAGAUGGGCUCCUGCUUUUAUAGAAACUAUUGGCUCAUAGCGUACUGAUGAACUGCAUGCAGGAAGUUGUUUUACCAAAAAUAACUACAUUGCUAACAACCCAAAACAAUAAAGAUGACCUUUUUAUGUA